CUCUCUCUCUCUCUCUAUCUCUAUCUCUAUAACUCACCACUCUCUGCGGAGGGUUUUUGUGCAAAAUUGUUGGGGAAGUGAAGAAGAAUCAACCAUGAAUAGACGCAACGAUCCGAACCCUUUUGAAGAGGAACAAAUCAAUCCAUUUUCGAAUGGCAGUGCUGCUCCUGGAUCAAAGUCACGCAUUCCUCAAAUGGUUGCUCAAACCCUGGGUUUCGGACAAAAGCAUGAUGCAACUGUUGAUAUACCAUUGGAUACAAUGAAUGAUUCCAAAAAAAAGAAGGAACUUGCAGCUUGGGAAGAAGAUCUGAAAAGGAGGGAACGAGAAAUUAAACGAAGGGAAGAUACUGUUGCCAGUGUUGGUGUUCCCACAGAUGGUGAUAGGAACUGGCCUCCAUUUUUUCCAAUUAUUCAUCAUGAUAUAUCCAAUGAGAUCCCUGUUCAUGCUCAGAAGUUGCAGUAUUUGGCUUUUGCGAGUUGGUUAGGUAUAGUUCUUUGCCUUGUAUUCAAUGUUAUUGCUGUGACGGUUAAUUGGAUUAGAGGUGGAGAUGUAAAGAUUUUUUUCCUGGCAACAAUCUAUGCCAUACUUGGAUGCCCUCUUUCAUAUGUCCUAUGGUACAGGCCACUUUAUCGUGCUAUGAGGACGGACAGUGCAUUGAAGUUUGGUUGGUUUUUUCUGUUUUACUCGCUCCACAUUGUUUUUUGCGUAUUUGCUGCUAUUGCUCCUCCUAUCGUCUUUCAUGGGCAGUCAUUGGCGGGCAUCCUUGCAGCAAUUGAUGUCUUUUCUAGGCAUGUGUUGGUGGGGAUUUUCUACUUGAUCGGGUUUGCCUUGUUUUGCUUGGAGUCGCUUUUAAGUUUGUGGGUUCUUCAGAAAAUUUAUAUGUACUUCCGAGGUAACAAGACAGAUGUAUGAAAUCCAGCAUCUUUCCAUUCAGAUGUUUAGUGUUAUGUUACUCUCUGUUGAGCUCCUGAGUAUAUUCUGCCCUCACUCCAUUUUCAUUGUUGAGUUAGUUGAUUGAGUUUGAGAUACUGAUUGACAUGCUCUGUUUUAUUUUUCUUUUCUUUUUUCUUAAUUUGGUUCUAUAUUCAAGGUUUAUCUUUUUCUGCAACAUUGAAGGACCUUGAAUGUUCUUGUAUUUUGAUAAUUCGUUCUUGUUUACAUAAAAACUGUUCCUUUGUUUCAUAGCCACAGAUUAAUAGUGUACAAAAUUUGAUCGACAGAUAUAUAUCUUGAGCAUUCAGUCGCC
Molecule: messenger RNA, 1247 nt
Organism: Camellia sinensis
Lineage: Eukaryota; Viridiplantae; Streptophyta; Magnoliopsida; Ericales; Theaceae
Source: RefSeq, a predicted model, not a curated record